Molecule: messenger RNA, 830 nt
Organism: Brassica rapa (field mustard)
Lineage: Eukaryota; Viridiplantae; Streptophyta; Magnoliopsida; Brassicales; Brassicaceae
Product: 40S ribosomal protein S14-2
Biological process (GO): translation
Cellular component (GO): ribosome
Molecular function (GO): structural constituent of ribosome
Source: RefSeq, a predicted model, not a curated record
GUCUAAGGCGCCAGAUUUAGGCUCUGGUCCGCAAGGGCGUGGGUUCAAAUCCCACAGCUGUCAAAUUUUAUUUUUAUUCGUUGUCCAGGGUCUUUUAUGUCAAUUACUAAACCCUAAUUUUAUAAAGUUAAUUCGUCGCCGGUGAAAUCCUCUUCCGUUUCAUCUAUCAGCUCCUCUCAGUGAAGAAGAAGAAGAUCCUUUAAACUCUAAACAUCAGCAGCUAUGUCGAGGAGAAAGACAAGAGAACCAAAGGAGGAGACUGUCACUCUAGGACCAGCUGUUCGUGAUGGUGAGCAAGUCUUUGGAGUUGUUCAUAUCUUUGCUUCCUUCAAUGACACAUUCAUUCAUGUGACUGAUCUGUCUGGAAGGGAAACUCUCGUUCGUAUCACUGGUGGAAUGAAAGUAAAGGCUGACCGUGAUGAGUCCUCUCCUUAUGCUGCUAUGCUUGCUGCUCAAGAUGUUGCUCAAAGAUGCAAGGAGCUUGGCAUCACAGCUAUGCAUGUGAAACUCCGCGCCACUGGAGGAAACAAGACUAAGACCCCAGGUCCUGGUGCUCAGUCUGCCCUCAGAGCUCUUGCUCGUUCUGGCAUGAAGAUUGGUCGCAUUGAGGAUGUGACUCCAAUUCCAACCGAUAGCACCCGUAGAAAGGGUGGUAGAAGGGGAAGACGUCUUUGAUUUGUUUCUUUCUCACAAUCUCUCAUUUUUUGGUGCUUCUUCUAAAUGCCCCACAAUUCUUGUUGCUAUUGUUUUAAAAGCUUUGCAUUUCAUUUCUUUUAUACGAUACAUCACUGAAGAUGUUUAAUUAAAGAUAAACUAUUUUUAUGAAGCAA